Messenger RNA from Styela clava, 321 nucleotides. RefSeq lists its product as uncharacterized. The record is from RefSeq and is a predicted model, not a curated record. Lineage: Eukaryota; Metazoa; Chordata; Ascidiacea; Stolidobranchia; Styelidae.
AUGGGAGAAUUUCAGCAUGGAUUAUGCGGAUGUUUCGACAACUGCGGAGUUUGCAUUAUCACCUAUUUCAUACCUUGUUAUACAAUGGGUAAAACAGCAGAAGCCGUAGGAGAAGAUUGCUGCAUAUGCGCUCUUGCGUACAUGUUUACUGGAUGUAUUGCUGGUGGAAUCGUAAGAGGAAAAGUACGAGCAAUGAGGGGUAUAGAAGGAAGUGGAAUCGGGGACUUUUGCGUUCACUGUUGGUGUCCGCUAUGCGCCGUUAUUCAAGACCAUUUGGAGGUGGUUCCCUCUGGAAUGGGAGAAGAUAUGUCACGUGCAUAG